Cuculus canorus (common cuckoo) is the source of this 1923-nucleotide messenger RNA. It is a transcript of the gene IL18BP, whose product is annotated as interleukin 18 binding protein. The record is from RefSeq and is a predicted model, not a curated record. The coding region runs from base 172 to 633 and encodes 153 amino acids. Lineage: Eukaryota; Metazoa; Chordata; Aves; Cuculiformes; Cuculidae. The transcript has 5 exons. Gene Ontology annotation, molecular function: interleukin-18 binding.
CACGGGGACACGGGAUGGAGCACAGGGGACACUGGGGACAUCCUGGGGACACGGGACGUGGCACAGGGGACAUUGGGGACAUCCCGGGUCCCUCCCCGGGGCGGCUCCGGUGAGUCACGGCUCUGCCCCUCCCGGGCCAUAAAGUGGAGCCGCCCCGAGCGUCGCCGCCCCAUGGAUGCUCCGAGCUCUGCCCGCACCCUGGGACCCCGUACCCGGCUCCUCCUGUCCCUGCUCUGCUGGACCCUGGUCUCCUGCCCCACAGGUGCCAUGGCCCUGCAGCGCCCCAGCAUCACCGCCUUGCGGACACCGCAACGCCCCCCUCGACUGGGAGAAAGCGUGAACGUCUCAUGCGAGGCGGUGAGCGGCUUCCCCGAGUUCACGCUUCUCUACUGGUUGGGGAACGGUUCCUUCGUGGAGAAGCUUCAUCCAGAUGGUGCUGUGCGUGAAGGGAUGGUGCUAGAGGAACCGCGAGGUUCAGUGGUGGCCUUGCAUCGUGACCUCUAUUUCGAGUCCUUCAGCGCCCGGGACCUUCACACCAACUUCACUUGCGUGGUGCUCAGCCCCUUCGGCGUUGACACCAGGGAGGUGCGGUGGCCACCACCAGCUCCUGCCACCAGCGGAGGACUGGGCUGAGACCGGGGAGCAACUCGUCACGGGUGUGUGCUCCACUCCCAGGACCACACAUGGCUGCGUGGGGACGCGAUGCCUCUGGAGAGGACCUGUCUGCGCCUCCCGCCAUGGGGUCCACGUGGCCCAGCAUCUGCUGACCCUGCUGUGUGUGGGGGUCCUGUCCCCCCAAGCCAGGGACGUGACCCUGCGUGGAGACCCCAGGGUUCAUUAAAGUGCAUCAAGGCUGCUCGGUGUCACCCGUGUCCCAGAGAGGUGAAAGGAGAUGGUGGUGGUCCAGGAGCCCACCAAGGGCAGGAUGAGUCCUUGACCACCUCCCUGCCUAGCGAGGGGCUGGAGAGGCGUGGAGGAGCCUGGUCCUGCCCCGGGGAUGUGGAGCACCACAAGUGGAUGGUGGAGGAGGAGAUUGGGGAGCCCUGGGGUGCAGAGACCCCAGAAAACUGAGCCCAUCAUAGGAUCAUGGCAUGGGUUUGGUUAGAAGGGACCUUAAAGCCCUUCCAGUUUCAGCCCCUCCACCACGGGCACGGACACCUCCUACUGGACCAGGUUAAUUCAAGCCUCAUCCAACGUGGCCUUCAACACUUCCAGGGGUGAGGCAGCCUCCACCUCUCUGGGCAACCUGGGCCAAGGCCGCCCCACCUUCAUCAGCAAGAAUUUCUUCCUAAUGUCCAAUCUAAAUCUUCCCCCUUCCAACUUAAAGCCAUUCCCUAAUGCAGAUGGAGCAAACUCGGUGACUAUCAGUUCCCUUUGUGUCAUCGCUGGCCGGGCAUCGCACCCCUGCGUCACCGACACUGGGGGAGACUCUGGCCAGGCUGAGGGAUGAUGUUUUAGUCUCUUGCAAUACUGUUAGAUCUAAAGAAUCACAUAGCUUGAUAAAAGUUGUGGAUACCUCAUCCCUGGAAGUGCUCAAGGGCAGGAUGGAUGGGGCCUUGAGCAGCCUGGUCUGCUCCCAGUGGUCACUCCAAAAGGGUCCUUGCAAGAGCUGACCCCGGAUUAACCACCAGCCCUUAUCAGUCGUGGGGGUUGAGGUGGGGUCCACGUAUACGACCACGGUGAUCACCGUCCUGAUAAUAGUGCACCCGGGGAAGAGAUUGUGGAGGACCCCGGAAUUUGAGUUCCUGCUGGAUGGAGUGGUCUGGGUGGUGUCCUCCACAGGGUCCUGGGAGACUGGCGGGUGCUGGGAGAAGAGGUGUGCACAGCAGUGUCUGCAGCAAUCCUUGAGGCAGCUACAGAGCUUCUCGCAGCCCUUCUGCAAACACUAUCCUACGAAGCAUGGCUCUUCGUCUGGUUGGGCAC